AUGUCCAAUUCAGAACCAUCCACUGAUUUUGACGAGUUCUUUUCAGAAAACAACUUCUAUUCAGCACCCAGCAACAACAGCUCCAACCAUAUCAAUAAACUUCGAAGCUCGGUACAGAUCCCUAACUCACUAAGCUCUAGAAGUAUUAAAGAUGGCUUGAGGGUGGACAAUGAGCUUUUAACCCAGAAAUUAUCCAGUUCCACCAGCCGCACUUCAAUUAUCAAGUCAUCUCCUAGUUUAAAGGCUUUGGAAAGCAUUCUUAAUGAGAAGAGUAAAAAUAGGUCACCGGGCACACUUGCUCAACUGGUUACUGAAGAGGAAGAGGAAGAGGAGGAGGGAGAGCAAGACGAAGCGGAAGAGAAACAAUUCGGAGACGAUGAAGAGGAAGAACUAAAGCACCACGACCCUUUAGAUAUCAAGAAUAAAUACAGCCCUGAGAGGUUAUCUGCACCGGUUAACUAUAGAAGUUACAAUGCGACCCUGGAAACGGUCAAUUCGGGGCAAACAUUUGAGACUGCUGAUGAAGCAAUCGGAAAUGAGUAUCAAUAUGCCAAUAAAUCAAGUAAUAAACGGGCUUCAAACAUCUCACAUAAGGCCAAAUCGUCCAUUUCAACAAUAAGCGGGAGUGGAUACAGCACCGAUGAUACUCCUAUCUUAGGCCAACCACCUACUUUUCAAAAUUUCACUCAACAUAAUUUUGAUUCCCCGCAGUUGAAAGUUAUUGAGACCGGUGCCCAACACAAACUGGGGUCCAAAGAUGAUACCCUAAUCAAUGAUACUACGGAGUCGCAAAUGAAUGACAUUACUGAAGAAACUGUUAGCGUUGACUUGCCGGAACCAAAAGUUCACAAAAAUUCUUUCGGAGAUGGCGCAAAGGAGAGAAAUAAAAAAGCCCAGAAUAAUAAUAAUUUUAGUAACACAACAAAUAAUUUCAGUUUAGACAAAAGGGAUAAAAAGUUAGAUCAUUUCUCCAAUUCACCGAUUGUUGAGUCUCCAACUGAGCAAAGGGGUGGCAAGCUGGAUAGAUAUCAACACCAACUCCAGCAAUCACAUAAUAAAUCGAGCCGAAAUUUCAAGAGCGCGUUUGCACCAUUAUCUAAGCCGGCAAUUCCACCACAAAAUAAUAAUUCUAACAAUAGUAAUUUGCAGAAGAAAUUUUCAGCCGACGCAACGAAUUUUGGAAAUCAACCCUCAGCAGCCAAGCCACAGGAUUUCAACCCUGAUAUGAAUUAUGAACCUUAUACUAAUAAGAAGCCAAAUUCAAAAGAACCCAAGAAAGGAGAUAUAAAACAACCAAGUAUGUUGUCUGUCUUAUCUCCGAAUGAGCAAAAUUUGCAAAAUGAGGGAAGGAAGAAUCUUGCACCCAACCAACCGCAGCAAACUGUUUCAUCUCAAAACAAGUCUCAACCAGCAGCACCCACAACGCCAACACAGAGGUCGCCUCAUUUACGAUCAAAUUCGACAUUUUCUUUGAAUUUUAAUAAAAAGACACCUCGCGAUGACAAUAAGCCACAAUUGCUACACAAGAGAAGCUCGACAAUGGAUGAUUUGAACAAAGUGUCCAAUGGACAUAUUCAAGAUGCCCCUGCGGAGAAGAAGAAGUUUAGUUUUAGAUCGCUUUUCAAGUCAAAGUCCAAAAGCCAUGAGUUGAAUAAGGCCCCAGAGUCAAGUGAUACCCGAGCAGUUAAAGCGGCUGGAAAAUCAUAUUCAACAACUAAUAUCCCAUUAUAUCGUCCAGAAGAGUCGGGAACUACCAAGGAUGCGAAUAGGACAGAUUUACUGCUUCCACCAUUAACAAAGACCAAGUCGAACAUAUCGAUUAUGAGUGUUUUCAAAAAGAACAAAUCAUCAGACAAACUUCACAGUUUGGGAAAGACUGAGGCCGCAGGUAAGGACAAGACUAAAGCAGAGACUGCCAUAGAUUCAGAAGCACCCGGUGCAGGUGCUACGGCAAACGACCGCGCAGGAGAGGAAUCGGACGGUUCUCCUGUAUUGCUUGAUGAAAGAUUUGCACCACUACAAUCACAAGCACCAAGUAAAGCAGUUGCUACUCCCGGCUCUGUAAAUUUUAUACGUGAAGUCAGCGACAGCAAUCUUGCAUUUGGUGCAAUCAAGCCAGCCUCGGAGAGUAGUGAUACUGAGCUGGAUCAAUUUGAAGAUGCCGAUGAGGAUGCCAAUGAAGAUGACGAAGAAGAAAAUGACGACAAGCUCUCAUUCGAUCCAUCAGCAGAUGAAAAAUUUGAUGUGUAUGAUUCCAAAAACUUGCAAGCAAAUCCGCCGGUGCAAAGGUUAUCAAAUCAUAAACAAGGUGAAGAAAUUCUGUUGAUUCCACCAUUAAUUCAAGAUACUCAAUUUGGAUCGCCUUUCAAAGUUGACUAUCAAAGCUCACCAGAUGCUAAGCGGCCAGGUAGAAAUAUGGAAGCAAACCCAUUGGAUAGAAACUCUAUUUUUGCCAACUCCGACAAUAGCAAACAAUUUUCAGCAUCGAUGUCUCCCUCUGCAUCGCCGGUGCCAAAGAGGUAUCCUAGCCGUAAAGAGGAUAAGAGCUAUCAAUUGUUGGGAGAAUCAUUGUUCCCCAGAUCGCUUAGUGCGCAUGAGGUUGAGAGCAUUGUGUCAUUGGAAAGAUCAAGGUCUUUAAAAUCAAUCAAGUCGAACAAACGUAGUUCGUUUGUCAAUUACGAUGGAAGUGAUGAUAAUAUUGUCCAUUACAGUGGACCCACCUUGUCACCACACAAUCCUAGUGGAAUCACUAGAUCGAGUUCAAUAUUGAAAAAUUCCACCAGUAAACCAAGCAAUUUGAGCAAGGAACUUGAUCCUCCUUCGAUUGAUGCAAAUAUAUUGGAUGAUAAUGGUGAUGAUGAGGGAGCAAUGCCUAAUUCGAGUUCGGUAUACUCCCAAGCCGCAGAUGGUUCUUUGAUAAAAUCUCAAUCACUAGCUGCUUCACCACGCCCUGAUGAAAAUUCUCUUCAGUAUAAUUUGAUGGAUACUUCAGAUUAUAACGAGUUCAUGGAGUUUAGUGACUUUAUUGAUGUUGAUAAUUUGACAUUUAAUUAUUCGCCUGCUGCUAUGGCAUCUGCUUCUGCCAGUCCCAGACCGGAUGUGAAUGGUUCCAACUAUGAUGUGAAUGGUUCCAACUAUGAUGUGAAUGAAAGACUACGGGCAGAAGUGAGUUUACAGGAAAAUGAGACUGCAGAUGAGAUGGUAGACACACCAGAUAUUCGUGUUGAUGAUGAUGGUGAUGAAGAAGAAGAAGGUUCAAUGCCGUCUUCUCAACUUGCCCCACCAGUGUUGCGAAUUGAUACGGUUGAUUUUCCAAAUGUUACAGCUGAUCUUAACUCACCAGCUCCAGCUGUGGUUGAAUCGAGGACACCUUCACCUUCUCCACUUUCAAUGAAAACUACUGAAUCUCCAAAGACUAGUGUGGAGCUUGUUGAUGGGUUUGAACAUUAUGCAAAAGUUAAUGAUGAAUCAUUGGCUGGCAAUGAUGAGGCAACUUUGGGUGACAGUGAGCGUGGAAAUGUUCUUGUUGGUGAUUCACUGAGCAAUGAAGAGAAUUAUGUUCCGAUAGAGGGUGACAAGGGUAUUGAUGAUAAUGCCACUGAAGUGAUUAAGAGCUCGCCAAUUUUGGACAGUGCAUACAGGAACACCAAAAAGGGAAAAUCCAAUUAUAAUAAUCGACCAAUAUCGAUGUCAUUCAAAGGGUUGAACAAACCAUCCUUUUCGGGUAAGAUUGCUCAACAUGAUUUAAGGAGCAGCGAUUCGCAUCAAUCGUUUACCAUUUCAUUUAAUGAUGAUCUGUCGUCAGUUGGUGGCGGGUUUGGAACUAGCAGCGACGACGACGACGAGGAUGAAGAAGAGAACGAGGAACAGAAUGCAACAGUACACGGGGAUGAAGAAUUGAAAUUAAUUGACGAUCAAAUGAACCAAGAGUUUAGCGAGUAUGAAAAGGAGAAUCUAGUGCCCAAUAACAAAACUAUUGUUGGUGGGAUACAACCACAACACAAUACACCAUCUGAGCAAUAUAAUUAUCAUCAACCAGGUAGGAAUAAAACACCACCAUCGAAAUCAAGGUCCAAAUUUGGUAAGGAGAAUAAUAAUCAGAAUAAUUCCGUUGACUCAUCAACUGGUUCGUAUUCACCUGAUUUUAAACUACCAUUACCUCCACCACCAUUUGGUACCAAGUUUAGUCAUAAUAAGAUCCCGUCGAUAUCUGACCAAUCAUCCACCAGUUCGUCGCCUCGAUCCUUCACAUCCAUGUUGGGCAGAUGGAAAAGGAGCAACAACAACAACAAUAAUGCCAACGUGUUGGCACCACGUGUUGCACCUCCACCUCCUGUGCCUACAAAACCAUCUGGUGUACGAUUCAGCUCAAGAAUUAUCUUGUAUGACACGUAUAAUGAUGAUGAAUAUGACCGUCACCCGGAUACUGCUACGUGUAACCAAUUGACUCCAAUGUUGGCACAACAAAUUAAAGAGGAGAUGAAUAUGAUCAAGAGUGAAAUGGAUGUUCAUGUUGAAAGUCGUUGUUAUACUCAGUUUUUCUAG
This is a messenger RNA of Lodderomyces margitis, 4545 nucleotides long. RefSeq names its product Bni4p (gene BNI4). Gene Ontology annotation, biological process: actin cytoskeleton organization. Lineage: Eukaryota; Fungi; Ascomycota; Pichiomycetes; Serinales; Debaryomycetaceae. Gene Ontology annotation, molecular function: actin binding. Bases 1 to 4545 code for a protein of 1514 amino acids. The record is from RefSeq and is a predicted model, not a curated record. The transcript has a single exon.